GGGGGGGGGCUUUGGCCCCCCGGCCCACCGGCUUUACCAGCCCGGCUGCAAAUGAUAAAUGGCAUCGUUUGCCUUGGUACUUGCUAGGGGGGGGCUACCAUGCCUUGGUUCGGUUGAGUUCUACCAAGGGGGCUAAACCCCGGGCCGAAACCCGAGCUAAAAUUACCGCAGCGGGCCUACGGGGGGGGCUCCUCUGGAGCCCCGGGCCCCCCAAUAGUAAGCAAGUCUUAAGGUGGCAUAUGAGACUCAUGACCGAAUGGAGGGAGGGGCUUAAAGCCUUGGAUAGGGAUUGUCUUUUAGACAGAGCCUUAG
Molecule: messenger RNA, 312 nt
Organism: Racocetra fulgida
Lineage: Eukaryota; Fungi; Glomeromycota; Glomeromycetes; Diversisporales; Gigasporaceae
Source: the annotation of a GenBank genome assembly